AUGAAUGAUAAUAUAAAUCAUUCGAAUUCGGAUAAUUAUUCAAUACCUGUUAUUUUAAUUGAAGAAUAUUAUGGUUCUCAACCGAUACGUGGACAUUCAGGUGAACGAACUCCAAUCAGUAGUCAUGUUGGAUCAAUUACAAGUGAUGAGUUAAGUGUAACAAGUAGUCAAACAAGUCAAAAACAAAAAUCACAUUUAUCUGGUCGUAGACUACGCUUAAGAUUACAAGCUUUAUUGAAAUCAAAAACCGAUAAACAACAAAAACAACAACAACAAUUUAACACAAAUAUCGAGAGUGAUCCAAGUGAAUUGACCACUGGUUCAUCUUCUUAUGCUAAUAGUGUUUAUCCAAGUAGACACUUAUCAACAGAUGGUUAUGAUGGAACAAAGUCAGCCAAUUAUGAUGCCAUACCACCAGUGCCCAAAUUCAAUGAAACCAGUCCUGAACGUAAUUCUGAAAACGAGUUUAAAUACAGCGGUAGGGCUGAUGAUGAUCAUGAUGACGAUAGUGAAGAUAUUAGUGAACGGGAAAGAAAAGGCGAUAAUCAUACAGAAUUAUUAUCACCGUCUUAUUUCACAAAAUAUGCAAUAAAAAGUAUUAAAAGGACACAACCGAAACAUCAUGCUGAUACACUGUAUGAAAGACAUCAUGUUAUUUUGGAAGAAAAAGCAUUAAUGAAUACUGCGAAUACUUCUACAGGUGGACAUCAUGGUCAUCAUCACAAUCAUCACAAUCAUCAUCAUCAUCACCAUCACCAUCAUCAUCAUAAAACUCGAUCAAAUAAAAAUUUAACCUCAACAUUACGAAAUGUUUUACAGAAAGACAAUAAUUCCAAGUCUUCUGUAGCUAGAGAAACAAUGGAAAAAAAUAAUCCAGUAAGUUUAACUGAGCAUAAAUGCUUUUUUUGGAUUUUUUGA
Messenger RNA from Schistosoma turkestanicum, 918 nucleotides. The record is from the annotation of a GenBank genome assembly. NCBI's taxonomy places the organism in Eukaryota, Metazoa, Platyhelminthes, Trematoda, Strigeidida, Schistosomatidae.